CAAGAAAACGGUGCUGCUCCUGAGGACGACAUCAAAGACAUUCUGCGUCGUGCAUUCAGCAGCAGCAGCAGCAGCAGAGGCCACCGCGGCAGCACCUGCGGCAGGACCGCCACUCGCGGCAGCUGCAGCAGCAGCAGGAGGAGGAGGCCGGGAAAGAGGCGGUGGCAAUGGAAGUGGGUGACUACGGCGCAGCAGCGGCCGCUGACGCCGCGGCACAGGAGGAGGAGGAGGCAGCUCGCCGCCGCCGGGCUCGUGCCGCCGCCGCCACCGCCGGCUGCUGCCUGCCGUAUCCCUACCGCGUGUGUGACCCCUGGCUGCCCGAGGCGCUGCGGCGGGCGUGUGAGCUGCUGCCGCGGCUGCUGCCCCGGCCAGGGCGCCAGAUGAGGAACAUCGCAGUGAUGACCGGCAGCCCCCACGCCCACACCGACACCCACGCACCCGACACAGGGGGCGGGGGCGGGGGCGGCCGUGACGCCGCCGUGGCCGGCGCCCACAGCGGCGGCGGCCCGCAUUCGGACUGGCUGGUGGCGCUGUCAGGUCUGCAGCCGCAGGUGGUGGCGGCGGCGGCAGUAGCAGGAGGAGCAACAGACAAAGACAGCGGCGGUGUGUGUGUCAGUAGUGGACCGGAGCGGCUGCUGCUGUGCGGGCUGGUGUUUGAGGGGGUGGAGCAGGCGGCGCUGCUGCGAGCGGCGCUGCCGUCAGUGCGGGACUACAACUUCCGUGACUGUGACGUGCGGUGUCCUGAUGGCGCGGCUCGGCGUGUGCGGUGGCUGCGGGUGGCGGAGGCAGGGGCACGGGGGCAGGGCGGUGCGGGGCCGCCGGUGUUUGAGGCGUGAGUCUUGAAGUUGACAACGCCUUAUUACGCAUUUUUCUGCAUUCUUGUAUUCAUUCAUUCAGUCCAUUUGUAUACCGUGUAGGGGGACGGACCGGGCGGGGUGGCAAAGUGGCAGGAUUGUUCGGAUGCACGCUGCACCAGUAGCAGCAGUGGUUUACGGCACCAGGCACCGGAGCUGUAUGUGUGUAGUCUGCUGGGCGAGAGGGCGGGGGCAUGGCAUGUGGGUUGGGAGGGAGGAAAGGCUGGAGGUACCCGGUCU
Molecule: messenger RNA, 1094 nt
Organism: Chlamydomonas reinhardtii
Lineage: Eukaryota; Viridiplantae; Chlorophyta; Chlorophyceae; Chlamydomonadales; Chlamydomonadaceae
Exons: 3
Coding region: 168-836 (222 amino acids)
Source: RefSeq, a predicted model, not a curated record